This is a messenger RNA of Carya illinoinensis, 478 nucleotides long. Its product is annotated as ketol-acid reductoisomerase, chloroplastic-like. Lineage: Eukaryota; Viridiplantae; Streptophyta; Magnoliopsida; Fagales; Juglandaceae. The transcript is spliced from 2 exons. Bases 40 to 441 code for a protein of 133 amino acids. The record is from RefSeq and is a predicted model, not a curated record.
UGCUGUUUUUUUUCUCCUUCAACCUUAGCUCGUUCUUUUAUGGCGGCGGCUACCUCUUCAUUCUCUCUGGCUCUUUCUGAGCCUCCAUCAUUGUCGUCUUCUAAAACCCUUAAACCCGUCUCUAAAACCUUCAGUCUAGGUUUCGCGACGUCGGUUUCGAAGGGCCUGGGGGCUCUCAGAGCUAAAGCCCCUGGUUUUGUCAACGCGUCUGCUCUCGGUGCCAAAAUGGUUUCGAUGCCGGCCAUAAAGCCCCUGACCUCGCUUGAUUUCGAGAUCAAUAUCUUUAAGAAGGAGAAGGUCAACCUCGCUGGUCACGACGAGUAUACUGUGAAAGGAGGGAGGGAUUUAUUCCCUUUGCUGCCGGAUGCGUUCAAGGGGAUUAAGCAGAUUGGUGUUAUUGGCUGGGGUUUCCAAAUUAUAUAUGUGUUUGUUGUUCUUUAAAUUAUUAUAUAUUUGAUUGUUAGGUAGAAGAAGGAUU